GUGAUGAGUUGGAGUACCUUCGGCCCAACGUUUACCGCAAUGUAGCACGACAGCUCAACAUCACAGUGGCGUCAGAGAACAUUGUGUCCGAUGCCUUCCUGGCUGUGGCUGCAGACAUUUUCUCCACAGGUGUGACAUGGGGGAAGGUGGUUUCUUUGUACGCCGUGGCAGGAGCCUUGGCAGUGGACUGUGUUCGCCAUGGUCAUCCAGCUAUGGUCCAUACCAUUGUCGACUGCAUGGGGGAGUUUGUCCACAAGAGCCUGACCUCCUGGCUGAAAAGGAAAGGGGGCUGGGUGGAUGUAACAAAAUGCGUGGUGAACACGGAUCCCAGCUUCCGCUCUCACUGGCUGGUGUCUGCUGUCUGUGCCUUUGGACACUAUCUGAAGGCCACGGUGUUAUACCUCCUCCAGGAGAAGUGAAACAAAGUCACACACUGGAUUCUGAGCAGAUUGACCAGCACUGUACACCACCAGCACCAUUCCACUAAAGCCUCUGCUGCUUUGGAUUAUGUUUACACUCAUUUGCACUGAGCCUUCAUUGAUGAACACCUAUCCCUUCACAGAAAAAUGACCUUUCCUGCUUCUACUGCUUCUUCUGCUAGAUUGUCUAUUUAUUGUUAAUGGUUGUAUUAUGGCACGCGUGUGAUGUGAAUGUAUAAAAUCAUGUUUUUAGCUUUUCAUUUUUCUAACUACUUUACUAACAGCAAAACUGCUGUUUGAUGCCUGAUUUUUGUUAGUUUGGCUGCCCCUAGUGGUUGAAAAUGGUAACUACUGUAUAUUGACAGUAAGGGAUCCUGAGGCCACUCAUUAGGCUAUGGUCUUACAAAAAUCCCCACUUCUCACCUGGAUGG
This is a messenger RNA of Morone saxatilis (striped sea-bass), 850 nucleotides long. RefSeq names its product BCL2 family apoptosis regulator BOK a (gene boka). The record is from RefSeq and is a predicted model, not a curated record. Gene Ontology annotation, molecular function: protein heterodimerization activity; protein homodimerization activity. Lineage: Eukaryota; Metazoa; Chordata; Actinopteri; Moronidae. Gene Ontology annotation, cellular component: mitochondrial outer membrane. Gene Ontology annotation, biological process: intrinsic apoptotic signaling pathway in response to DNA damage; extrinsic apoptotic signaling pathway in absence of ligand; regulation of apoptotic process.